This is a messenger RNA of Symbiodinium natans, 1095 nucleotides long. Lineage: Eukaryota; Dinophyceae; Suessiales; Symbiodiniaceae. The record is from the annotation of a GenBank genome assembly.
AUGACGAAGCAUCAGCUUCUGCCCAACCAGGUGACCUAUGGCGCCGUCACGGCCGCAUGUGAGAAGGCAGCAACCUGGCGACCGGCGCUUGCGAUGCUGCAACAUGCCUUGCAGCAAGAUCACACAGGACUUAUCAUCAGCAGUUCUGUGCUGAGCGCCUGUGAGAAAUCCAGUGCUUGGCGUGCAGCUGCUACUCUGACACAGUCCAUGGCUCGUACGAGCGUGCAGUCAGAUGUCAUUGCUUGCAGCGCGGUUCUGUCGUGCAAUGAGAAAGCUGGACGAUGGGCCCAAGCUUUGGAGAGCUUGUCCAGGCUUUUCUUGGGUGGCAUGUCUCCUAGCACGGUGACACUGAAUGCUUCGGUGAGCACCUGCGAAUGCAACGGCCAAUGGGAACGUGCUUUGGUGCAGCUCGUGUUGCUACGGAGGCUUCUUCAGCCAGAUGUCGUGAGCUACAGCGCGGCUGUGGUAGCAUGCGGCGCAAGUGGCAAGUGGAGCGCAGCCACGCUGCUGUGGGCGGCUUUGGGGGCAAGUGCAGUGCAUCCGAAUAGCGUGACUCGCAAUUCGCUGAUCAGUGCAUGCGAAGAGUCUGGACAGUGGGAGCUUGCUCUGGAGGUUUUCGAGCGUGGCAGUACAGACCAGGAAACCCGCACCGUCAGAAGCAUCAACUCGGGCAUCAGUGCUUGUGCCCGAGGCAUUCUUUGGAGUGGGGCUGUGCACCUCCUUCGAUCCCUCUUGCAGCCGCAACUCCGGAAGCAGCAAGUGCAGCCGACAAUUGUAAGCUUCAACUCGGCUCUGAGUGCGUGCGCUAGCUGCCAGCAAUGGCAGGAGGUCAUCGCGAUCCUGGGAAGCUUGCGGAGGCACGGCUUGCUGCCAGAUGCCAUCUCCUUGAAUGCUGCAGCAGCAGCGCUUGAGCGUCAAGGUUGUUGGGUCAGUGCAUCUCUGCUACUGGCAGAAGCACAGCGCGGAGCCGACCGGCUAUUGGGUCCAGAGGUGAUGACUGUCAGUACGGCCGUGGAUGCAAGCCAGAGGCACAUGCGCGCAUCUCGAGUUGCAGAAAUGCUCCGUGAGGCACGAACACGACCGGAUUGGUUCUAG